Messenger RNA from Nymphalis io (European peacock), 2539 nucleotides. It is a transcript of the gene GlnRS, whose product is annotated as probable glutamine--tRNA ligase. Gene Ontology annotation, biological process: translation; glutaminyl-tRNA aminoacylation. NCBI's taxonomy places the organism in Eukaryota, Metazoa, Arthropoda, Insecta, Lepidoptera, Nymphalidae. The coding region runs from base 107 to 2452 and encodes 781 amino acids. The record is from RefSeq and is a predicted model, not a curated record. Gene Ontology annotation, cellular component: cytoplasm; aminoacyl-tRNA synthetase multienzyme complex; cytosol. The transcript is spliced from 12 exons. Gene Ontology annotation, molecular function: glutamine-tRNA ligase activity; ATP binding.
UGAAUUCCAUCAGAGAAUUAUUAUAGCUUUCGACAGUAGUGGUUAGAUAAAUAGAUUUAAAAGUGUUUUUUACUUAAAGACAUCACGCUUUACGGUUUUAGACAAAAUGUCUACCGAAGAAACUGUAGAAAAAUUUAAACUUCUAGGAUUAAGUGAGCAAAAGGCUAAAGAAACCUUAAAAAAUGCCAACGUUACUAAGUUUUUACUUGCCUCAUUGGAAGAGGUAGAUAUACAGAAAGUUUCGAAUAGCGCUGGACUAUUGAUUUACCAUCUGGCCACUAAGAUUAAACCGCAAAUUAGCGACAAACUUUCAUUAAUUUGUAAGUACAUUGUAGAUGGUAAAUUUGAUUCUACAUUAAGAGUUGAUGCUGCAUUAGAAUAUUUAUUAAGUCAUGUCAAUGAACCUAAAGUAGAUGUUGAAAAUUUUGAGAGUGCUUGUGGAGUUGGAGUGGUGAUUACACCUGAGCAGGUUGAACAAGCUGUUGAAAAACAUAUGGCUAAAUAUAAAGAAGAACUUAUUCAAAAAAGAUACCGCUUUAAUUCUGGUAUUAUAAUGCAAGCAGUCAGAGCCGAUUUAAAAUGGGCAGAUGGAAAGGCUAUUAAGAAUGAAGUUGAUGUACAGAUUUUAGAUUUAUUAGGUCCAAAAACAGAAGCAGAUUUAGCGCCUAUUCCUAAAACUGAAAAGAAACCUAAAGGUGGGGAUGCUAAUAAAAAGAUUAAGAAGGAAGAAACAGCCAUUAGUAAAGCUUCCGAAGCCCCUGUAACGAGUGGAGAAAUCUCUGGAACACUAACUAUGCCAGAAUUGAUGAAAAAGUUACCUUUUCAUGUUCCUGGAGAAAACUAUAAAAGUGAUGGCUAUGUUGUUACCCCUAACACUAAGCGCCUUUUAGAAGAACAUCUUAAAAUUACAUCUGGUAAAGUUAGAACCAGAUUCCCUCCAGAACCAAAUGGUAUUCUCCACAUUGGUCAUGCUAAAGCCAUUAAUAUCAAUUUCGGAUAUGCAUCAGCCCAUGAUGGUGUGUGUUUUUUAAGAUAUGAUGAUACAAACCCUGAGAAAGAAGAAGAGAAAUUCUUUAUUGGAAUUAAGGAUAUGGUGGAAUGGUUAGGUUAUAAACCUUACAAAAUUACACAUUCAUCUGAUUAUUUUGAUCAGCUUUAUGAAUGGGCUGUUAAGUUGAUCACCAAGGACCUUGCAUAUGUCUGUCAUCAAAAAUCUGAAGAUAUAAAAGGUUUCAACCCACCUCCUUCUCCUUGGAGGAAUCGACCUGUUGAAGAGAGCUUGCAGUUGUUUGAGGAUAUGAAACAUGGAAAAAUUGAUGAAGGUGAGGCUACAUUAAGAAUGAAGAUUACUCUUGAGGAGGGCAAGCAAGAUCCAGUUGCAUAUAGGAUAAAAUUCAAACCACAUCAUCGGACUGGCAACAAAUGGUGUAUCUACCCUACUUACGACUACACUCACUGUCUCUGUGACAGUAUUGAGCAUAUCACUCACUCUUUGUGCACCAAAGAGUUCCAGUCAAGGAGGUCUUCAUAUUAUUGGCUUUGUAAUGCUCUAGACAUAUACUGUCCGGUUCAAUGGGAGUAUGGACGGUUGAACGUGAACUACACAGUUGUGUCUAAAAGGAAAAUUGGAAAACUUAUUGAUGAAGGAAUAGUUAAUGAUUGGGACGACCCCCGGUUGUUCACGCUGACGGCGCUACGCCGGCGCGGGGUGCCGGCCGCGGCCAUCAACGCGUUCUGUGCGGCGCUCGGCGUGACGGGCGCCGUGGGGGCCGUUGACCCCUCCAUGCUGGACGCAGCCGUGCGUGACGUACUCAACGUCUCCGCGCCGAGAGUUAUGGUUGUCCUUGAACCUUUGAAAAUUACGAUUACUAAUUUUGAAAGUGGAAAACCUUUAACGAUACAAGUUCCAGACUUUCCAAAUGAGCCAGAGAAAGGAUCUCAUAGCGUUGUACUAGAUAAGGUUGUAUUCAUCGAAGCGACCGACUUCAAGGAACAGCCGGAAAAGGGCUAUCGGCGACUUACGCCCUCUCAGCCGGUGGGAUUACGACAUGCUGGAUAUGUUUUAAAGGUAUCGAAAAUUAUCAAAGACAGUACGGGUGCAGUUACUGAAUUAGAAUGCACUGCGGAAUCAACUGAAUCGGCAGAUAAACCAAAAGCAUUUAUCCACUGGGUCUCACAGCCAGUCUCUGUCGAAGUUCGGCUUUACGAGCCACUAUUUAAACACAAAAACCCCGAAGACACGAAUGAGGUCCCGGGCGGGUUCCUGUCGGACUGCCGCGCCGACACGCUGCGGGCGGUGCGCGCGUGCGCAGACGCGUCGCUGCGCGGCGCGCGCGUUUACGACAAGUUCCAGUUCGAACGUAUCGGCUUCUUCUCUGUUGACCCGGACACCUCGUCGACGAACAUGGUUUUUAAUAGAACAGUUUCACUUAAAGAAGACGCUGGAAAAUAAAAAUAUAAAUAUACUUUUGUCGAAUGUAUAAGAAAACACCUAAAAUUGUACUUUUAUAUUUAUUUAUGAAAUAAAUACUUUAUAACA